GGCCUUCCUGCCCCGCACCUGCCCGCACGCUCCCGGGGCCCGCAGGUGCGGAAGACCACGAAAUUCCACGCCCCGCGGAGAGAAGAACCACCAGCUCCCUAGACAAGAAAGGGAGGCGCGGUCAGGCAGCGCUCCCGGACAGAUGUGGCAGAUUGCCUUUUUAGGCGAGAAAGAUGGAGGUUAUUCACGGCAGACCCUACUGUUGCAGGGAGCUUGAAGGAGCUGACAUUCUGUCAAACACCUUUUACUCUAAUGGACUGCACACCCCUUAUGAAACAACUAUUCGACCAACCGCUUCAGAAGACAGGUAUCAGGAGUUGAGGCAGGCACUGCCACAAUGCAGGCUUCGGUGGGGUGCCGACCGGGAAUAUGGUGGCAUGCUUCCUGUUUCCCUUCCCGAAGAACACAGGCCAAAAUGUGAGCCUCCUCGCCUCAUGAGCAAAGGACAUCAGCAUUAUGGAUUUGGUGGAGAGAUCUGGCCCAAAAAGCUCCCUAUUGAACAGUAUUACUAUUUGACACAGAAUAAGAAGAGUGACCUGUAUGGAAACGACUCUUUGUUACCCAAACCACCUAAUUCAACAGUAGGAGAAAUCUGCUCAUCAUAUCCAAUUGAACAUCCCUAUCAUACGCACAUAAGCCGUGGCGCCAUGUUUCCGGCCUUUACAUCACCUAAGGACCUCUACACCGGUGUUAAAGCUCGCACCCAGCAGCCUUUUCCUCCUACAUUGCCAACCAAGACCUAUGAUUCAACAAUUCUCAAGACAAGAGGGAACCCUUACAGAUAUGAACUACUUGAUCUUCCCACGGAUUCAAAGAAAAAGGCAUUGACUUGGCCAGGUCAGAGUGUAUAUUAUGAUUUUCCUAAAUGUGUUGAGAAAAACAAGCCAGUAUUCUACCCCAAGCCUCCUAAAACCUUUGCUCCUAACUCAUCUGUGACUCCGUGGGAUACUAUGACCUCUGCAAAGGAUGCCAAUAUACAGAGAAAUCUUGAGCGUUCUCACUGGCUCACUUCAUACACUCAUGAUUUUACAGGUCUAGGUCCUAUGAGCCCCCUUGAGCUGGAUGAUUACCGUGAGAAGGAGCUAGCAGAACUAACUGGACAGAUAGGAUUUGACCCACAGCCUCAAGAAAAAUUCCAUCCUUCCUUAAAACCUCCUAGACCUUUGGAUGGUAGAAUUGCCCGACUUAUUCAGAACCAACGACCUCUGGAGGCUACGGUGCAAAUACCACCUUCCUGUCCAGACUGUACCCCAAGAGUUUUGUGUGCUUUUCAUACAUUCAUACCCAGUUCUGCAGAAAUGAUGGCAAUGAAUGAUCACCUCCUGUCUGGACUAACCCAUAAAAACCAGAAUAUUGAAGACAAGAUUAAGGAAGAACAACGCUUGUUGUCUACCUAUGCACUCCCAUCGAGUUAUGAAUCAAAAGACAUGGGUAGUCUUUUUGACCUACACUCCCUUCCAAAGAUCACAGACACCAAAAAGUCAGAUGAUUUGUACUGGAGGCAGCUGGACGUGAAGCCCCUACCCAUAGCCCGCUCUAAGUCAAACCAUUACAUUGAUUAUGAACCACAUAAGUCCACCUACCGUGACCCAUAUGCUAUGUGUCUAAACCCUGUUCGCCUCAGUAAGUCUAAUAUUCUACAAAACAAAACAGAUAUGGCUGAUCUCACUUUUGACAACUAUUUAAGAAAACCAGAGUUUUUGGGCACAGACAUAGAAAGCAGUGAUGAAACAAGACCUCUCUUGAAUUGGAUUUCUCGAGCUGGCGUGCCCAAGCAUCAUACCAACUUUCGAGAUUUUAAGAACUCAUUUUCAAGGUCCAUGGCACAUAAACGUUUGCAUAACUCCAUUCAAGAAGAACAAAAAGACCUCAGAGAUAAAUUGCAGUGUGGGAUGAGACAUCAGUUUUAUGGCCACAAUAGCCAUUAUUUCUAUAAUUGAGAUAUUCCCUUGAAACCCAGCCUCUUGCAAGAAAAUAAAAUAUGUCAUAGAGUGCCCUGCA
Rattus norvegicus (Norway rat) is the source of this 2001-nucleotide messenger RNA. RefSeq names its product sperm microtubule inner protein 4 (gene Spmip4). Gene Ontology annotation, cellular component: centrosome. The record is from RefSeq and is marked validated. The coding region runs from base 174 to 1940 and encodes 588 amino acids. The transcript is spliced from 10 exons. NCBI's taxonomy places the organism in Eukaryota, Metazoa, Chordata, Mammalia, Rodentia, Muridae.